Molecule: messenger RNA, 1858 nt
Organism: Rubroshorea leprosula
Lineage: Eukaryota; Viridiplantae; Streptophyta; Magnoliopsida; Malvales; Dipterocarpaceae
Source: the annotation of a GenBank genome assembly
UGAUCUCCGUCUUCCCUCUUUGUUUAAACUUUCACUCUCGCCCUCUCUCUCCCGAGAGGUUUCUUUCUUCUUUGUUUUAUUUUUUUUUUCCUUUUUUUUCUUUCUUUCUUUCAUUUUUUCUUUUUAUUUUCCUUCAUUUUAUUUUCGUUUUCUUAAUUUUGUCUUUAAUUUUCUUUCAAAUUUUCUCUUCUCCUUUCUGCAUCAUCUCCUUCCUCAAUUCCUGCUCGAAACCCUAAUCCCCACAACCCUAGAAGAAGAUGCAGCAGCAACAAAGGCUAAAGCAACAGCAGGCCAUGAUGAUGCAGCAGUCUCUGUAUCCCCAUCCCUCUCUACUCGCUGCACCUCAGAUAGAGCCCAUCCUAAGUGGAAAUCUGCCUCCUGGGUUUGAUUCGAGUGCAUGCCGCAGCGUGUAUGUAGGAAACAUUCACCCGCAGGUUACAGAGCCCUUACUCCAAGAAGUUUUCUUAAGUACCGGUCCUAUUGAAGGAUGCAAAUUUAUUAGGAAAGAUAAGUCAUCUUAUGGUUUUAUAGACUAUUUUGAUCGCCGAUCUGCUGCCCUUGCAAUUGUGACUCUUAAUGGGAGGCAACUAUUUGGCCAGCCUAUUAAAGUCAAUUGGGCCUAUGCUAGUAGUCAGAGGGAGGAUACAUCAGGCCAUUUCAAUAUUUUUGUUGGUGAUCUUAGCCCCGAAGUUACAGACGCUACUUUGUUUGCAUGCUUCUCCAUCUACUCUAGUUGUUCAGAUGCAAGGGUCAUGUGGGAUCAAAAGACUGGACGAUCAAGGGGCUUUGGAUUUGUUUCUUUCAGGAACCAGCAGGACGCCCAAAGUGCAAUAAAUGACUUAAAUGGGAAGUGGCUGGGAAGUAGGCAGAUUCGUUGCAACUGGGCUACUAAAGGAGCUAAUUCAAAUGAUGACAAGCAGAGUUCUGAUGCAAAAAGUGUUGUAGAGCUACCCAUUGGUAAUGGUUCAUCUGAUGAUGGUCAAGAGAAGACUAAUGAUGAUGCUCCAGAGAAUAACCCUCAGUAUACCACGGUUUAUGUUGGGAAUCUCGCAUCUGAGGUUACUACAGGUGACCUCCACAGGCAUUUCCAUGCCAUUGGUGCUGGAACUAUUGAAGAUGUUCGUGUGCAACGAGAUAAGGGUUUUGGGUUUGUGAGAUACAGUACACAUGCUGAAGCAGCUCUUGCUAUUCAGAUAGGAAAUGCUCGCAUUCUCUGUAGUAAACCUGUUAAGUGUUCGUGGGGUAGCAAACCAACCCCACCAGGAACAAGCUCUGCCCCUCUUCCCCCACCAGCUCCAGCAUACAUGCCAGGUCUUUCAUCCACUGACCUUGCUGCCUACCAACGACAAAUGACAAUAAGUAAACUUGGCAGCACUCAGACCCUGAUGCAUCCGCAGGGUCAGCUUGCCCUUAAGCACGCAGGUAUGGGAUCAGGUGCUGCUGGACUUGGCCAGGCAAUCUAUGACGGUGGAUUCCAGAACGUUGCAACAACCCAGCAGCUAAUGUAUUACCAGUAAUCAUGGGAUUAGAUCGCCCCUCUAUAACUUUCCAAGGAGGAGUAAUAUAUUCUAUGGAGAUUGUAGGAUGAUGCUCGUCAAGUUCUAUUUUCCUUCUCCCCGUUUUUUCCUUUGUCUGUUUCAUACAUGCCUUGGAUGGUAGUUAUCUUUUGCCAGGGUACUCUGAUUAUAUCAACCCUCUCUGCUGUCUCAAUCACUUUAGUGUGUGGAAUCAAGGAUAAUUAUGAAUGAAGUAAUUUCGGUUCUAUUUAAUGUGGUUGUAGUUUUUGUAAUAUAUAUUUUUUUAUUUUUCCAAGAUUCGCAACUUUUUUUGUGAUUUUAAAUACAUUAUCCUUUUUAUA